UAAUGUAUGAUGAAGCUGAUGGAGAAUAAUUUGAAAUAACACCUUCAGAUGAUGGAUUGGAGGAUGUGGAAGUUAUUGUGAAUAAGGAAAAACAAUAUCAACAAGAAUUGUUGUAAGUAUUAAAGUAGAAGGAAGAUGAACAUAAAACAUUAAGACAAGAAUUAGAAGAUAUUGUAUGCAAAAUAUAGCAAAUCUAAUUAAAGUGUAUUAGAUUGAUAUUUAUAAAUAGAAUACUAAGAAGAAAGACCUAUGGUUGAUCCUUAUCUUAGAGAAUAUAUGUAAGAAUUGGGUGAAUAACAAUUAUUUGAUUUAGAAUCUCAAAGAUAAGAAUUAAAGGGAGAAAAACAAGGCAAAAUUGAAUAAUUGAGAUAAUUACAAUAGGCUAAGAAUUAAAUAAAAUUAUUCUUUACAUAAACUGAGAUUUCAAGCUAUUUACAAAUUUCAUACAAAAAUAUGUUAGAGAAUCUUAAUCAAGAGUUAUUCUAAUAUAUGUAAGAAAGAGCAGAUUUGGAAGAUGAAUAAUUUGGUUUUGACAAACGACUCAAAUCUCUGAGAUCCUAAAUUAGAGUAUGAUAUUCUUAUAAAUUUAGGAAGUAACAGAGAAGAAUUAAAAAAUUAUUCAAUAAAUAGAGAAUAACAAAUAAAUUGAAUGA
This is a messenger RNA of Paramecium pentaurelia, 653 nucleotides long. Lineage: Eukaryota; Ciliophora; Oligohymenophorea; Peniculida; Parameciidae. The record is from the annotation of a GenBank genome assembly.